GCUUGCAGCCUGGGCGUCGCUGGCGUUGCUGCGUUGCUCAGUAGGAACUAAACACCACGCACAACAUUCACAGCACAAGUAGAGCCGUAGGCGUCUCUUCUUUAAAGGAAAACUCAAUUUAAAGUGUGAAAAAAUGCACUCGGCCGCCCUGGACAGCAGCGGUUCUCCGAGGAAGAGGACUGUUUCUCGAGGAAUAAGCGAGGAUGAGUCUCUGCGCAGCAUCAUAAAGGAGACCGAGAGCUCCUCCAGACGGCUGCCCCGGAGCGACAGCAGAACAGGGACUCUGAGGAAGAGGACUGACAGCCAGCAGUCUGAACAGGACCUCUUCAUGGGACUACCAGAAAUGUUGGAGCUGCAGGCCAGCUAUGACGAGGCGGUGCAAGAGCUGCGUGGGCUGGAGGUCGAGCGAGAGACUCUGUUGUUUCAGGUGGACGUCCUGCAGGACACUUUGGAGAGCGUAGAGGAGCUGCUGGCUGAAGCCCAGAGGGAAGCUGGACAGGCGAAUUUGGAGCUGGAACGAGAGAGAGAGGAGAAGAGGAAACUGGAAGGCCUAGUUCACUCUCUGAUGAAGGAGGUGGAGAGAUUAAAAGAGGAACCAACUGCUACAAUGAGCAUGACGGACGAAGCAACAACUGAGACUUCCCAAACAGAUGAGCAGAAAGCAGAAAAUAACUCCCUGCUGUGUGAACCUUGUAGCACCAAACUUGACCAUGGGGGGCUGGCAUUUCCAGAGAGAGGGGGAACAGACAAAGAAUCAGAAGAUGUGAGAGGUGGCCUUACAAAGACGCGAGGAAUGAUCAAUCAUCUCAUGAGCCAGCUGCCUUCUCUAGCACUGGACAACGUUGUCUCCACCGAUGGAGUUCUUCAGAGGCCUUAUGAACACCACAAGGAGGACGGGCGGGAUCCUUCUCCUGACAGAAACGACUCCGACAAAAGUGCCUAUGAGGACGCAUCUGCCGAGACCCCAGAGCAGGACCGGACCUUUCCAGGUGAUGGAGACCUGCCUGAUGAUUCGGAGGGUAAAGAAAAAGGCCCCGCCAAUCCGGACGCCUGUGUUUUGUCUUAAAUAUAACAGAGUUUAAAGGUGAAACAUUUUUUAUGUUUGGUAAAAUUCAAGAGCUUUUUAAUUGUCCUUAUUAUUGUUAUUAUAGAAAACUUCAAUCUGAGCUGCAGUCAUUUGAUUUAUAAAUCAAAAACAUUUAUCUGCAGCGUUUUACACUGAAAGUUUACUGUUUUCAGUUGCCCUUUAAGCUAAAUUGCCAAACAUAUCCUGGCUUCAUAAAAAAGGCAAGAAUUAGCUUUUUCUUCGUCGCAGGUGAAGUCAGUUCACUUGGUUGAAGCCUUCAUGAUAUGGACUGAACGGAUGCUAAAGACACCUUUCUACGGUGUUAUUUACUAUAUUUUAACCAAAUCACUGUAGUACAUAUUCACUACCAAACAGCUCAGGUUUAUAUCUAAACUCACAGACUUCUUUUAUGUUAGUUGCCAAACAUUAUAUUGAAGUUUGCCUUUACUGUUUUAUACAUGGAUGUAUAGGGAUAAUUGCUAGUUUAUAUGCUAUCAGGAUUUAUCUGUAUCUAAAACACGGUAAACUCUAUAGGAAUCCAGACAUGGACCGUUGCUGUUUUGGGUCAGUUUUAAUGUUUCUUUUCAAAAUAGACAAAUUAUUUUUACUUGAAUCAGGUUUAUGUCAUAUUGUGACGUUUAUCUUUGCAUGGUAUCAUAAGAUACUUGGAAUAUUAAUAAUAGGGAUUCUUUAAUUAUGAUUAAACCCCAUUCAAAUGUACUCUUCAGUCUUAAAAUCGUUUUUUAUACACUCCCUUUGAUAUGUUUUGCCCUGGAGGUUUUUAAAAAAUGCGGUUGCAUUUGCACUUUUUUAAUGUCAGUAGUUUGUCAGACUAUAAUAGCAACAACAUUCCUCUCUCAACCAAACACUUCAGUUUGAACUAAUCAUCUGAAAUGCAGCGGGCUAAAUACUGUCUGCCUACAUAGUGAUAUGGUAGGUUUGCACUGUUUUUGUGGAACUUGCUGAAAUGUCUCUUUGGACGUCUUUUAUUGCUGGACGCAUUUUCUAUGUUGUCACAUUUCUCCUCAAUACUUAAGGCAACAAUAAACCAAGUUUGUGUCUUUUGUCAUGCAUAAUCACAAACAUACUUAAUGUUUUACAAACUGCAAAUGAAAAGAUUCGUCAUUCUUUGUACUUUUGCACAAAGUAAUUCAACACAUAUAAUAUCAAAUACCUUUUCAUGUCAUUUAGUGCAUAAUUUGGUUUAUGUUUCAUGUUUUUUUUUUUCCAGAAAAGAGACAAUUGAUGAAAGUUUAAAACAUAUGCUAGAUUAAUAUACAUUAAUCUUGAAGAAUGCGCCUAUUAAAACAAUACUAAUGAAUUUCUGGACGCUUGGAUAUAUAAAGUGGAUUUUCAGCUGCAUUUAGCAUCAUAUAGUCAUGUUGUUUUCAAGCAGCAUGAAAGUGUUUGCCUUUGCUUAUCAUACAUUCUUCACGCAAAUGCUGGUUAACACACUAAUACUUGACUCUUUAUUGUACUUGUUGCCAAGAUAUACAAGAUAUCAACUAGCUCUAAUGCCUUGAUGGUGUUUUUCCUCCUUAAAAUGACUGUAGUGCUGUCUUGUCCAACUGUCAUCAGUUUAGAAACAAUCUGGUCGUAUCAAAUGAAUCAGAAAACAAACAAGUCUCUGUUUUUGGACAUUAUUUAUGAGGUCAAAUGGAUAUUAUUUCUUAUCCAACAGAAAUGUAUCCUUUAAAUGUUGCCAGCGCUGGUCAGCAGACUUUUUUUGUAAAAUUUUUUACAAAUGCUCAUUGGAUUUGUUUGAUUUCCAUACAAUGCAAAAAAAAGUCCUGUAUCUGGAUGCCUUUUGUGGGUCUUGAUAUGUUUUGUCAUUUUCUGAGCUUUUAAAUGUUUUGCUGUAAAAAAUAAAGAAUGAGUUAUUUGAAAAUAAAUUGACAUUGACAUGC
Messenger RNA from Girardinichthys multiradiatus, 2973 nucleotides. RefSeq lists its product as uncharacterized. Bases 134 to 1066 code for a protein of 310 amino acids. Lineage: Eukaryota; Metazoa; Chordata; Actinopteri; Cyprinodontiformes; Goodeidae. The record is from RefSeq and is a predicted model, not a curated record. The transcript has 6 exons.